GUCGCCGGCAGAGGGAAGCCUGGGAGGCGGGAGCCUGGACGAGCCUGCGGUCUGGGAGGCCCCCGCCGCGCCGCGCCCGCGGCUCCAGCCCUGCCGUAGGUUAUGACGAUGUCAGACAUGGCUAGAGACAGAAUGGCUCAUUCACUGAAGAAGAGGACCAGUGUGUCUUCACUAAGUAGUCACGACUUCCAGCGGAAGGGACCUCAUGGGCGCGCCAAAGACUCUAUGAGUACAGUGUCUUACAUGGAUGACCCUAGCCAGCGUGACGAUGCCUCUCACCUUACAGUUCAGAUGGAAAACACCUAUCAGCUGGGUCCUACCAAACGUUUUCCUGUGGCCAUUGUCAAUCGUAUUCUGAAAGAUGUGUUAACUACCUACCUACAAGAAGAGCAGUACGAAGCAGAGCUCUGUAGACAGAUGACUAAAACAGUUUCUGAGGUUAUUAAAGCCCAGGUCAAGGACUUGAUGGUUCCACGAUAUAAGCUAAUUGUAGUGGUCCACAUUGGGCCACGGACUAGCCAGAGCAUACUUAUUGGAAGCAGAUGCCUCUGGGAUCCUAAAAGUGAUACUUUUUCAUCCUACAUUUUCAGAAAUUCUUCUCUCUUUGCUCUUGCAAAUGUCUAUGCAGUUUACUUUGAAUGACUGAGGACAAGAAAUCUAUUUCUUACUUUUUUAAUCAAAAACUAGGCUGUAUCUAUGUACACAAAAGUUUCACUGCCCAGACGUUUGAGGCAAAAAACAACACUCAUAUUUCAAACCACUGGAAAUUUGGGGACUCUUUCAUAUUCUCAUAAGAAGUAGGGGAAAGAGGGUGGCAUGAGAAAGAAUCUUGUUUAUCCAAAGAAGGAGUUAAGUCUGAGUUCUGCCAAAUUGUUUUUCAUAAACAUAGACUCGUAUUAAACAUUUCUUUUGGUACUAAUUAUUUUAAUACCUCUUUAAUUGGAGAGUUAGAAUCCCCUGCAUUAUUUUUUAAUGAAGAGAAGUUUUAAAAAAAAAAUCUAGCUAUGUACCCUGACCAAUAAAAGACAGUAGAAUAUUCAACCUGGUAUACACAAAUGAUCAAUGUUACUAUGUCUCAGUGCUGCCUGUAAAAGAAAUACUGGAUUUCAUUUUGUACUUAAUAAAUUGAGCAGCAUUCAUUAACUGCAAUUAUUGUUACAUGUACCUGACAGUUGAAACUGCUGAGAUAGAAUUAAUGAUUUCAUAACAAUUAUCGUCGUCCCACAGGACUGCUGGCUAAAACUAGAAGCUCUUGUGGGUUGCCUGCACUUUACAGAAUUGUGGGAGAACCAAAUGUUAGCUCUUCAAUAAUGGAAACAAUAAAGUGGACAAAGUCUUUUAGGGCACUGAAGUAGAUGCUGUGAUAUUAAAUAUACAUGAUGCUUAAUAGUAA
This is a messenger RNA of Vicugna pacos (alpaca), 1393 nucleotides long. It is a transcript of the gene DYNLT5, whose product is annotated as dynein light chain Tctex-type family member 5. Gene Ontology annotation, biological process: microtubule-based movement. Gene Ontology annotation, molecular function: dynein intermediate chain binding. The record is from RefSeq and is a predicted model, not a curated record. NCBI's taxonomy places the organism in Eukaryota, Metazoa, Chordata, Mammalia, Artiodactyla, Camelidae. Gene Ontology annotation, cellular component: cytoplasmic dynein complex; cytoplasm.